UAAAGAUCCUUGGUUGUUUCAAUGGCGGCACCACUUUGUCAAGCUCCAUCCGAAAUACCACGACAAUGGUUACUCAUGAUGUCAAGUCCUGUUACGACUAUUGUGAAGAAUCCACCCUCUUUGCAUUGAGCUCCGAUGCCUGCUUUUGUUUCCUGGACAAUUCCCGCUUGUCUGAACUCGUGAAAUGUUAUCCACAGAGGUGCUCGGGUUCAAAGGCUGAUUUCUGUGGCGACAGUAGUAUUAUUGCUGUUGUUUAUCAAGCAGUUUCUGAGCAGCACCAAGGACUGGGGGAGUGCCUUGCCUCGGGUUACAUAGGGGAGUACAACCUCACUGGAGCCCAGUACUACCAGUUUGGAAGACCAAUAGUCCUGCCGUGUGCUGAUGACGACAUAGGAUAUAUGUACCGAACAGUCCUGGGUUUCCCCCAUAGUCAUCACCUGCAGAUAUAUACCUUACCUGUGCAGUCCUGGCCGGAUGCCGUAGAACAAAGUUAUCAGACAGCAGAGGGCAUACUGGAAUUUCAGUCUUUUCUUAUUCCCAAACAAUCAUUGCUAACACCAAUGGCUGACGAUAAAUACUGGGUCGGACUGUUUAGAAGACAUCAGAUGACUUUCGGCACUGAUUUACCAAGUUCUUCCUCUACCCACUGUGUAGCUGGAAGAUUAGACACUAACGGAAAACUGUCUACUGAAUUCCGUCCCUGUGCUGAUUAUUUGAGAGUGUUGUGUCAAUACAAUGACGUCACUUCCUCUCACGUGACAGAGAUGACCCUUAUAGUACGACAAAAAAUAUCAACUAUCGCCACCAAUCAAUCGAGCGGAUUCACCAGAAAUAACAACAGCUCGGGAGCAGGAGAUGGAUUUGCUGACCAUUUUAAGUGGUACAUCGUGCUCGCCGUUCUUUCCGCUUUGUUACUGCUGGUGAUCGUGAUCACGGUUGUCUGCUGUUCUCUGAAAAUAAAACGACGUAAAGCAAUCAACAUCCCCGAGAGCACCCCAAACAACUACACGGAUUUCAGAGUAAUGCUUGAAAGCAACGAACAUUGUGGAAUGACAAAUAGCUCGGGGGAAGAAUUGUAUCUCACUGUAUCGGAACAAGAGCUGGCCACAGACACUAUGGUAGACAGACCACGUUUAUCGCUUCCGCCGCGAAAAUGUUUUAUAGGAAAUGUCCUUGAAUUGAACGGAACAGAAGCAUCGACGGAUGAUGAGCACAAAGAAUUAGAGAGCGCUUACAGCGACAUUAAAGACGAACUAGAAAUUUACGAUGAGACCUCUUUGGUUGAAUUAAAAGGCACGUCAAGGAGCGCGGGAACUGUGGCACCAGAUGGACAGUAUUUUGUCUUAGAAAAAGUUUACCCCACUGACACACCCAGUAGAAGUUUUAAACACAGAGAUAGCAAAGAAAAUGAAUCUGUUCAAACGGAUAGACAAGGUGGCACAGGUGAUAUGUACUAUAAAGUAGAAAAAUCAGAUACGGGGGUAGUUUUUUAUCAUGAACUGGAACGACGAAAAUCAGACGAUAUUGCUUCUAGUAACUUGACCGAUGUAGAAAAACAUGAUGUUAGCAACAAUAUAGUAGUAUAUCACAAAUUAGAAAAACCGUCAAAAUCUCCUCCAGACGACAGCCUGUCAAAAUCUCCUCCAGACGACAGCCUGUCAAUGUCUCGUAAACGGACGAAGAAGGAAGUUUCCUUUCCUCAGAAAACAGGAACCAGUUUGGAACCGAAAAACUCGUACGAAAAACUGUGGAAAGAUGACGGUUCAACUAAUAAAGCUAAAAGUGUGAAAAUAAAAUGGAGUCAAGAGAGUAAACAACCGCAUGCUAGAGUAAACGUUUCCGCUUCCGCUCCGUCGGUAAAUUCUGCACGUCGCAACAAAGGCUCUACACAAACACGUGGAACUGACCCUAAAGGAAAAGGAACCGGAAACAGAGUAAGGGUCAGUGCACUACCGGAUGUUUCGUCACCUACAAGUGAUCCAGUAUAUGACACUAUGAACAAUCCUCAUGCAAACUCUCCUUCAACGGUCUGUGACGAAGAAUAUGACACAAUGGAAAGCGUUCGAGCCUAUCUCGGUCAACCUCAGCCCAGUGUUAAAUUAUAGUGUUUCGGAAACUUAGAGUAAUACCUGUUUUUUUUAAAUGCCACAAAACCCCCCGAAUAUUUUAAUGUUACCAAUUCUUUGUGUCACAAGAGCUAAGAGUUAGCUCGCGUGAGUAAGCGUCAAAUGGUUUUUUUCCCAAUAAAUUCAAUCUGUUAUCUA
Ostrea edulis (European flat oyster) is the source of this 2264-nucleotide messenger RNA. RefSeq lists its product as uncharacterized. The record is from RefSeq and is a predicted model, not a curated record. The transcript has 8 exons. The coding region runs from base 66 to 2105 and encodes 679 amino acids. NCBI's taxonomy places the organism in Eukaryota, Metazoa, Mollusca, Bivalvia, Ostreida, Ostreidae.